Messenger RNA from Dentiscutata erythropus, 429 nucleotides. NCBI's taxonomy places the organism in Eukaryota, Fungi, Glomeromycota, Glomeromycetes, Diversisporales, Gigasporaceae. The record is from the annotation of a GenBank genome assembly.
AUGUUAUACGAUAGAAAUCAAGUACAACAAAUACUUGAAAAUGAUGAAUUCAUACCAAUGAUACGAGACAAUAUUAAUACAAUUUAUUGGCAUAUUAAAACUACGAAAAAUGCAUUCAAAAAUAUUGAUAACCAAUAUGAUGAAUCACUUACAGAUUUAGAAGAACUGACACCAUUCCAAUUUAUUGACUCUGAUAAUGAAGAAGAUAUCGAACCUUAUACAAAAGAAGAAUUUAUUCAAGAAUUUAAAAACCUACCAUACGGAUUAUUUACUUCAACGGAUAUUAAAAAAUUAGAAAAAUUAAAUGAACAACUCCACCAAGAAAUAAGCUUUAAUAAAAGCAUAAUUACAGGAUAUAAAAAGAUUAGAGACCGAUUUAAUGGAGGAAAAUACCUUUUGAUGUUUGAACCUCAGACUGACCAUGAAUAG